Messenger RNA from Anthonomus grandis grandis, 3549 nucleotides. Its product is annotated as presequence protease, mitochondrial. Gene Ontology annotation, biological process: protein processing. The record is from RefSeq and is a predicted model, not a curated record. The transcript has 5 exons. Gene Ontology annotation, molecular function: metal ion binding. Lineage: Eukaryota; Metazoa; Arthropoda; Insecta; Coleoptera; Curculionidae. Bases 393 to 3494 code for a protein of 1033 amino acids. Gene Ontology annotation, cellular component: mitochondrial matrix.
ACAACAGCACACUAUUUUAUUAAUUUUGACUUCUGUGAAUAAUUUUUAGUAUUUUUGAGAUCAAAACCAAGCAUGUUUUAUUCCGCUUAUAGGUCACGUGAUACAGGCCCAUUCUGAGGCGGUGACAUAACCUCAAUCUCAAUUUUUGACUCGAGUAUCGAAAAGUCAAAAUUGUGCAAAAUUGCAACAUUAUUUUAUACAUUAACCGGUUGAGGCGAGAAAGAAUAAAUACAAAAAGAAGAAACGAACAGGGGGGCGAAGCCUUAUUUACCUUGAGAGAUUUCCAGCGAAAUUCAUAAAGUGUUGUGAUACCUUACCUUGUAAUCUCUUGCCUUUGGUUGCAUUAUACAGAAAGGUCUGCCAACCCUAAAAUCAUAAGAUGGCCUUAAAACAUGAUUGAUUGGUGUUUAACGAUGUGGCGUAAAAACGCGACCCCAAGGGUCAUCAAAACCCUAACCACACUCAACCGUCGUGCCUCCCAAGCAGCCCAAACUAAAACCCCCGAAAUCCAGAACCAAACGGACAUCCUUACCAUAAGACCCAAUGAAAAAAUCCACGGUUUCAUAGUAAAAAAAGUGAAAGAUAUCCCGGAAUUCCGCAUUAGAGCCAUUUACCUGGAACAUGAAAAAACUAAAGCGGAAUAUUUGCAUCUAUAUAGGGACGACAACAACAAUUUGUUUUCGGUGAAUUUCAGAACGACUCCCAAGGACAGCACCGGAUCCCCGCACAUUUUAGAGCAUACGGUCCUGUGCGGCUCCAAAACCUUCCCCGUGAGAGAUCCCUUCUUUAAAAUGUUAAACAGGUCUCUAGCCACCUUUAUGAACGCGAUGACAGGGUCGGAUUAUACGAUUUACCCGUUUAGCACGCAAAAUUAUUCGGAUUUUCGGAACUUGCAACGCAUUUAUUUAGACGCCGUGUUUAAUCCGGUGUUGAGCGAGCCGGAUUUUAUGCAAGAGGGCUGGCGACUGGAACAUGCGGACAUAAACAACCCUAAAUCCGACCUGCUUAUUAAAGGGGUGGUGUACAACGAAAUGAAAGGGGUGUUUUCGGAGAACGAGAACAUAUUUUGUCAAAAAUUGCAAAACUCCAUUAUGCCCGACCAUACUUACGGAGUAAUCUCCGGGGGGGACCCCAUGGUCAUCCCCAACCUAACCUGGGAGAGACUCAAACUGUUCCAUAAGGAACACUAUCACCCGAGCAAUUGCCGGUGUUUCUCUUACGGGAACUUCCCUUUGAUGCCCUCGUUGGAAUAUAUUAACGAGGAGUAUUUUACUAAAUACGCAUACUCCCAACCGACGAACACGGUGGUCCCUAAGCAAAAACGCUGGCUGGAACCUAAAAGGGAACACAUAACCUCCAGGUUCGAUCCUAUGGGGGAAAGUUUCGAGAAGCAGAACACUAUUGCCAUCGCCCUAUUAUUAUCGGAUUGUACGGACGUUUACGAGACAUUUUUGAUGCAGUUUAUAACUGAAUUAUUAGUGAAAGGUCCGAACUCUGCCUUUUAUAAGACCCUUAUCGAGCCAAACUUUUCAAGCGGUUUCACCCCUUCGACCGGAUUGGAUGCCAGUUGUCGCGACACAGUUUUCACCCUAAGCCUAAAAGGGUUGAAAGUCGAGGACUUUGAAAGGGUCGAGGACACUUUUAAUAGAACCAUUAAUGACGUGAUCAAAAAGGGUUUCAAUCAGGAGCACGUGGAAUCGGUGCUGCACAGCUACGAGUUGUCGCUGAAACAUGAAACCAAAAACUUCGGGUUGAAUUUGUUGUUCGGUUUGACCGCCUUGUGGAAUCAUUCCUCGGAGGUGUUCGCUGCCCUAGAGGUCAACGGUUUGAUCGAGAAACUGAGAACGGAAAUGAAAAAUGAUCCUAAAUACUUGCAAGAGACGGUGAGGAAGUAUUUUAAGCAGAAUCCUCAUAGGUUGGUGCUCACCAUGUCGCCUGAUAUGGAGUACGAAGGGAAACUCGAGAAGGAAGAGGCGGAACUUAUAAGGAAAAAAGUGAAAUCCUUAGGAGAUAAGGAGAGAAAAGAUAUAUUUGAAAAAGGGAAACUGUUAAAGAGCUUACAGGAGGCCCCGCAGGACACCAAUUUGCUCCCCACUCUGGUUAUGGACGACAUCAGUUCCACCAUAGAAAAAGUCAAUAAGGUCAACGUGAGCAUUAAUAACGUAUCCACCCAAAUUCACAACGUAAACUCAAACGGUUUGGUUUACUUUAAAUCGGUGAUUAAUACGAGCGAUUUGUCGCAGGAGCAGCAAAUGCUUUUGCCCCUGUUUUGUUAUAUUAUCAAUAAAAUGGGCACGGACAAGAUGAAUUAUAAGGAGUUCGAUAAUUUGGUGAACAGGAAGACCUCUGGGUUGAAUUUUAACGUGCAUAUCGCGGAUAGUUUGUAUCAUCUGCAUACUUAUGAGCCGGGUAUUGUUUUGUCCAGUCAUUGUUUGGAGAAAAACGUGGAUGGGAUGUGGGAGGCAUGGGCGCAGCUGUUGAAUAUAACCAGGUUGGAUGAUGUUGACAGAUGUAGAAUGCUGGCUCAACUGUACAUGGCGAAUCUCACCCACGGUAUCACCGAUUCCGGACACAGUUACGCCAUGCAAGCGGCCUCCAGCCUGGUAUCCGGAUCCGCUUAUCAAGUGGAACUCCUGUCCGGACUACAGCACAUUUCCUACAUGAAAAGACUGAUCCAGACCUCGAAUUAUAAGGCGAUGCUAAGGGAAAUCUUGGAUAUUGCCAGGCUGUUGUUCGAUAAGAAAAAAAUGAGGGUGGCCCUAAAUAUAUCCCCAGACACCCAAUCGACGAUUCUCCGUUCAUACGAGAACUUCCUCAUGGGACUCCCGGGUAGCAACAAGACAAUCGGCCAAGAAAUCCGCGAUAACGCCUACAUCGUGGGAAAGAUCUGGGCCCCCACGGACUCCGUGAACUGUCAGCACCACAUCCUAAACGUCCCCGUGAAUUUUUGCAGUAAAGCGGUACUGACGACCCCGUACACCCAACCCGAUCAUGCCGCCCUAAAAGUCUUGGCGAAAUGGCUCUCGGCUAAAUAUCUACAUCCCGAAUUGCGUGAGAAACGGGGGGCCUACGGGGCCGGGGCUCGCCUUAUGCCCGACGGCGUUUUCUCCUUUUUCAGCUACCGAGAUCCCAAGAGUCUCGAGACCUUGGACGUGUUCGAUGACUCUUUUAACUGGAUCAAGGAGCACGUGCACCAGCUGAAAAGUCAGGAGUUGACCGAGGCUAAAUUGGGGGUUUUUCAGGCGGUGGAUGCGCCCAUACCGCCCGGCGCCAAGGGUUGCGACGAUUUCUUAAAAAGACUGACCGCGGACGUGUUGCAACGACACCGGGCCGAUAUUAUGGCCGUCGAUCAGAAAGGGAUGGAAAUAGUCGCCGAGAAGUAUUUCGGGGAUCAGAACAUUUUGAAGUCGGGCAAAGUGAUUUUGGGACCGAAGAACGAGACGGAUAUGAGCGCGAGGAACAGCGAGAUUUGGACCGUGGUCGAUAGUGCUUAGUUGGACUUUUUGUUGUUUUGUUUGUACUGAAUAAAUUUGUGAUUUUAUUAUUUUU